This is a messenger RNA of Phragmites australis (common reed), 1646 nucleotides long. Its product is annotated as plant intracellular Ras-group-related LRR protein 1-like. The record is from RefSeq and is a predicted model, not a curated record. Gene Ontology annotation, molecular function: protein binding. Lineage: Eukaryota; Viridiplantae; Streptophyta; Magnoliopsida; Poales; Poaceae. Bases 262 to 1329 code for a protein of 355 amino acids. The transcript has 4 exons.
GCUCUUCCAUCGUUGGUUGCCUCACCAGCCGUCUCGUUCCGUCGUUCGUUGCCUCUCCUACCUCUCUCGCUAUAUAUCAGGGCUCUCGCUUUGCUCAGGUGUGAGCUCCGUCCUCCUCGCCUUGCCUGCCUCUCUCUUCAGCUAGCUCCCGGCCGGCUGCACGGUUGCCUCCUGCAGCUGCUACCUGCUGCCAAGUUCCUGAAAAAGAACACUUCACAGUUCCAUUUCAGAAUCCUGGAGUGGAGAAUUGAUCCAGGGACCAUGAAGGACGUCAUGGGAGAAAAGAGGAGACAUGGAGGACAUAUCCACGCUGUUGGGUUUGGGGUUGGAGGACGACAUGCGGAACACGAGGAGAAGCCCAAGGAGCAGAAGAAGCUAGACAUGAGCGGCAUGUCCAUGGACACCCUCCCACAUCUCACCAUGCCUCUUGGAGACAUCACCACCUUGGAUCUCUCCAACAACAAUCUCCAGAGCAUUCCAGAGUCCAUAAUCGCGAGGCUUCUGAACGUGGUGAUGCUGGACGUGCGGUCCAACCAGCUGACGUCGCUGCCCAACUCCAUCGGCUGCCUCUCCAAGCUCAAGGUGCUCAACGUCUCCGGCAACCUGCUCCACUCCCUCCCCGCCACCAUCGAGGAAUGCCGUGCGCUGGAGGAGCUGAACGCCAACUUCAACCAGCUGACGAAGCUGCCGGACACGCUGGGCUUCGAACUCCACGGCCUCCGCCGGCUGUCCGUCAACUCCAACAAGCUCGCGUACCUGCCGUCCUCCACCUCCCACAUGACGGCGCUGCGCGCGCUCGACGCGCGCCUCAACUGCCUCCGCGCGCUGCCCGACGGCCUCGAGAACCUCGGCAGCCUCGAGACGCUCAACGUCAGCCAGAACUUCCAGUACCUGCGGGAGCUGCCCUACGGCAUCGGCCUCCUCGUCUCGCUCCGGGAGCUCGAUAUCAGCUACAACUCCAUAACCGCGCUCCCGGACUCCAUGGGCUGCCUCACCAAGCUCGUCCGGUUCAGCGCCACGGGCAACCCGCUCGUGUGCCCGCCCAUGGACGUCGUCGAGCAGAGCCUCGACGCCAUGCGCACCUACCUCAGCGCGCGGAUGAACAGCACCCAGAGGAAGAAGAAGUCCUGGGUGCCCAAGCUGGUCAAGUUCAACACGUUCUCGGCGGGGAUGAUGACGCCCGGCCGCACGAAGGUGCACGGUAACACCGAUGGACUGUUGAUGUCAGAUUACCGGUCACUCAACGGCGGCAUCGCAUCGCCGGGGUUCCUCAGCAUGCUGUCUCCCCGGCGGCUCUUCUCGCCGCGGAGGAACUCGCCCAAGCAUUAGUAGGGGUGCUCCAGCUAUGUGUGAUGCCUCCCUAUAGCCUGUUUGCUCGCUGCUUCGUUUGUUCAGAUGAUAUGCUCGUACUGUAGCCCGAUUAAGCUGCUGGUGUUGCUACUGCAGGUGUAUAUGUUUUGAAGAGGUAUAUAUGAAGUGUGUAUAGUAAUAUUACAAUAGGGCAUUGAUCGAUGUACAUAAGAACUAAGGGUGUCCCUUCUUGUUGUUUUUUAGGUUACUUCCGCACUAAUGCUUAAGGUAAGGGUAGUGCUUUUCUAGCAGUUGUAUUAUCUACAUGUUCAGUGACCAUAACAAUUGAAGUUGAA